AUGGGUGGCCUGAGGUAUUUUAAAUGGCAUUUCUGGCGGAAAAAGUCCUCAGAAGAACGUCGAGUGACACUUAAUCACUCGAAAAGCAACAGUCUGUCUGCAGAGAGUGCAAACCGUCGAUUUCCCAAGAAUGAGGCCGUCUCUUCACACUACACCUGGUGGAACUUCCUUGUGUUGGAUCUAUUUGAACAGAUGCACAGUGUGGCCAACUUCUUCUUCACAAUGAUCUCCAUCAUUUUCUUUUUCAGUGAAACACCCAUCUCUCCGGCCACAGUCGUGGCGCCCCUCAUUGUAGUGAUGAGCGUGCAAAUAAUCAAGGACGCCGUCGACGACAUUGGACGACAUCGAAACGAUAACAAAAUCAAUGACACGCGCUUUCCCGUCUGGGUACACAAGACACAGGGAUAUGAAACCGAAUCUUCUUGGGCCAACGUUAAAGCUCGGAAUAUUCGAUGUGGUGACCUUGUCCUCUGCAGGGAGGGUGAGUCCUUCCCCUGUGAUACUCUCCUUCUUGCUUCCAGUAACCUGGAUGGCAAGGUAGCAGUAACGACCGGCAAUCUGGACGGGGAGUCCUCUGUAAAGACCCGCUUCGCUCUGCCAGCCACACAAAAACCCUUUGAAGUGCUUUUGAAGGAAUUCAGCAGUCCUGGAACUCUUGGGAGCGUUUUCGGGAACAUUAACUUCCCGCCGGUUGCUCAUGUUGUAUGUCAGGAGCCUACAGAUGACUUCGGAACAUUUGAGGGAAGACUGGAAUAUGCCAACGGCUCUGCCGCCGCCGCCGUCGACGUCAACGUCACAGACGGACUGCUGUCGAUUCCUCUGACAAUCGAAAACAUCGGCCUCCGAGGUGCAACCCUGCGAAGCAGCAGCGUCGUCUGUGUCGCUAUAUACACCGGCAAAGAUACAAAGCUCUCCCUGAAUGCUAAAAGUGGCCACCUGAAAACCAGUUCCACAAAGCAUCGAUUCAAUUCCAUUCUCCUCAUCUUUAUACUGGCAAUGCUCAUCUUCACAGUUAUUUUUGUCGGCGUUGAGUACGCCUGGCAAAAUACAGUUUCAGGUUCUGGUUGGUAUCUCGUCCACGGUCAGUUAACGGCCUGGAAAGUAACACAGGGGGCCUUUGACGUGGCCAUUCUCAUGAAUUACCUGAUCCCCAUAUCAAUGAUAGUCAUUAUGGAGAUUGUGCAGCUAUUUCUGGCCCUUUAUGCGGCCAAUGAUAUCGCAUUUCACGAAAAGGAGUCAGGUGAACGCUGUCAGGUGAACGCCACCAAUAUCGCCGAAGAGUUAGGCCAGGUGGAAUUCCUUUUUAGCGACAAGACUGGCACUCUGACGCAGAACAAAAUGGAAUUUCGGUGUUUUGCGUUGGCUGGCGGAGAAAGCAUAUACAGCCUUGAACAUAAUGGUCUUCAUCAAAUGCCUGCCGGAUCAGAACAGUAUUCUGAUGGAGAAGCCUCGAAAGACGAGGAUCAGUUCAUGGAUUUUGGCUAUGAGUCCUCAGAGGACGACGAAUCAGAUGUCUACCAGGGAGAUGCUGAUAACAAGACGAAGCAUGAAUCUAGACAUUGGAGUACCGGUGGGCAGCUAGUGGAGGCAUAUUCAGAGGAGAUGGAACUCUUUUGGAGAGUAGCCACUCUUUGCCAUUCCGUGGAAGUGAAGACCUCAAGGGGAACUGAAGAACAAAAGUAUGACGAUAUGUGUUACAGUGUAAGUGCCAGUGUCAAGGUCGGCAUGCUCAUGACUAUCUUACCAGACCGUACUUCUUCUCCCUCGCUUGGUUUGUCUCUUCCAGGCCGCAUCACCCGAUGAACUGGCUCUGGUACAAGCAGCCGCCAAAUGCGGCUUUAUUUACAUGGGAAAGGAGUCCGCUGGGGAUGAGUGGGUCGACCUCGGACGUGAGACAGUCCACGCCCUAAGACUGACAGGGCUCGCGGAGAGACCUGAACACAAGCUACUGCGGUUCUACCUGGGCGGCACGUUGGAAUUCGAUGCAACCAGGAGGCGGAUGUCUGUCUUGGUACAGUCAGUCAGUGAUAAUCGCUGCUUUAUCCUCAGCAAGGGGGCCGAGACUGCGAUGUUGAGGCAGCACGUAAGUCGUGAGCCAUUGAUUGCAAUUACAGCAUUUUAAUGUGUUUAAAUGAAUUUCUGUCAUUCCUAAACUGCGCGGUCCAAGCAAAUGAAGUCUAGUUUUCGCAAUUUAAAAUCUACCGAGUCACCUCUAACUUAAUAAUCCCAUCAGAAAUUCGCCAGAGAGGUCCAUCCACUCAUGCCCAGAAAACAACUGGUAUCGGAUAAUCAUCUACUCGUGAAGAAGGGGACACGAUCGCUGGGACAAGGGCUUUAUUAGCCUGACGUUUCGGAUUCCUACUCGAAACCAUCAUCAGAGACAAAAUCAGAUGCGGGUGGUUCAUGCACAAGGGGCCGCAGUAUUUAUAGAAUGCAGUCGCCAUGCCACCGUGGCUCCCCCCUCCCCAGGAAUCGUCGCAGUUGGUGUACUAAUUGUUGGAUGGCCGUCACUCGCGUCGUUAAUUGCGAUAAUUUCAACACGUGUGUUGGAUGUUGGUGUGAUGAUUGCUCAACCAUCUGAGACACCGUCCCUGGCGUUGAGUGUCCAACUGUGCGCUCCCCGUGCGGUUAAUUACUCCGCCUGGGCGAAGUCAUAGCGUCAAGUAUGGAAGGGAAAGGCCUCGUCGAAUUUGAAUGUGUUGCCGGAUCUCAUCGAAUGAGUCGCAACUUGAGAGCUGGAGUCAUUUCUGCACACGGCUGCAGCGUGUUCAGUUAUUCGCGUUCGGAGCUGUCUUCCAGUUUCGCCGCCGUAGUUACUUUGUCUGAAACUUCACCAGAUCCGAUAAACGACUCCAGAAGUUUCUUGCCGUGAUAGCUGGUCUUUCGGUUUCAUUACCUGACGUCUGAUGGUCGCUUCCGGUCUGUGCGCAACUCCAACCCAAAGUAGUGUGAGAAGGCGGUCGACAGCUUCCGAAACGUUCGUCGACUCUGUCAAAGGCGACUGACCUGAAAGCUCAACCGUCCGAAGUAACGAUGCCAACCACACAUUCCAGGGGGUGGGCGUAUUGCCGGUGACUUGAAUGUGGAUUAGUUUUUAGUGGGACGGACUUCUGCUCCAUCCACCGCACUCUCUCCCUCUCUUCCCCCGCCCACCCUGCUCCAGUAAAAAGAAAAUUUCGGGACGACCUAAUGGGGCCUGUCAGAAUGGUUGACAUAAUUAAACAUUUCGUCAUGGUUCUCACCUCAGCUAUCCCAAGGUGUCAAAAAGGCAACUCGGAUCUUGUAUCAGUCAGAAUGCUAGAAAGGACGCAUUGAGGUCAAAUCCACAGUCCUCAUCGAGAAGACUGAGUUAUCUCGUCACAUGACAAUCUUGCAAGCCACGCUUCUUAGCGUGCCGAGAUAGAAUCGAGCGCAUCUGAUUUAUUUUGACGAGGAGGACGAGGAUUAAGUGUGAAAGCGGAAUCGUCUACGUAGGCCCUAAUCUCUCUUUCUCUCACGUGCCAGUCGAAUACCCGAGUCCGUCAGUCAGGAGUGACGCUGACACAAGCCGUCUACACGUGCCACACACGAGCUGGGUCUCGCGGUGUGCAUAUGUACACUCCAAGACAACACACAUGAGUGAGAGCAAAUGGUGGGUAGCCUAUCAUGUUCGUUGGGGCAAAUGCCGACAAAGCACGCAUUAGUGAUCUGCACUGGCGAGUGACACAGCACCUCUUUAGCUCCAUUUUCUUCUCUCAUCGGUAUCGGUAUGCCGCGAUGAACAUAAGCACCAAAAACGGACGUUAUAGUCUGCCUUCCUUACUUAAAAUCCCUUUCGCAGCGCGUGAACGCCGAUCGGUGCAGCAUGACACUGUCUGCCUGCGGACAAUCUGAUAAGGACACCAAUCAGAAUUCUCAUUGGGAACACCCUUACACCGAAAGUGUUUCCAUUCAGUAUAACGUCUAUCCGGAGGUUGAUUUGUUGCUUUCAGAUGUGCUCCGGGUCUCCGCCCGAAAUUCGCGAAGAUGUUACCCGCCGAGUCAAUGAAUUUGCCUCGAGAGGUCUUCGAACCCUGGUCUUUGCUGCCAGAGAGGUUUCCCCGAGUGUCUACCGGACCAUGAUCGGCGAGCUGAAACGUGCUCAGGGGCUCACAGGUCAGGAGAGAGCACAGGCUCUGGAGAAGGUGAGCGCAAAAAUUGAGUCGCGUCUGCAGUUGGUGGGAGUCAGUGGAGUGGAGGACAAACUUCAGCCCGGCGUCAAGCAAUGUCUCCGGAGCCUAAUUGCUGCUGGAAUUCAGGUAAAAAUGAAUGUAUGCUGAUAAUGACAUAAAAGGGGCGAGUAUUGGCACUUUAUACAAUUUUUGAGCAACAGGAGGCGGAUGUCGAUCGACAGCCGGGACCCCAUGUCCGGGUGUCUAACCAGACCUUCUAUGCGGUUGGGAAUUCAACAUCCAGUGCGUGACCGAUUUCAUGAGAUGCUGGCCCAAAUUCUGGAAUGUGUUUCCUAUAAGGAGGGAUUACUUAAGUGGGGUUGUUAUACUGAUUGCCAUACAGCAUAAUCCUAUAACAAUUCGGAGUCGCCAGGAUGUCGGCGUUGGAAUUUCCUUCUUUUUGACCUCCUGUAGAAACCACACUCAGUAAAAAUUACUACUUAUGUAGCAUCCAUUUUUCCUACUGACUUUUGAUAGUCUUGUGAAUUCAAAUAUAUUUUACAAAAAACAUGCACAAAAUAUGCUUUCUUUUGCUCAUUUGGUAGGAAAUCACAUCACCCUCCUAUUUUAUGUUCGAAAAUAGUGUGUAGUUAGGUUUUACAAGUGUUUCUAAUUAUGAGAUUUUUAAGACCGUGCGAUGUCCAUGCAUGCAAGAAAGCACAUGACCCUUAACUAAUGAUCCUCAUGAAAUGUACAAUGCAGUCCGGAUCCACUGCGAAAUUUCAUGAACUCUGUAUGAUAUCGUCUUGAAAGCACAGAGGAAUAUAUGAUUUUCUUUACGCGGAAAGCAUGCAACUUGUAGACUGAAAUUGCUUAACGCUGACGCAAUGGCACAACAGGCUGAAAAUUAGUUGGGAAGUGGGAAACUUCUCUAAAACCUAAAAACACACUUUAUUCGAACAUAAAAUACGAAGACAUUGUGAUUCCCUACAAAAUGAGCAAAAAAAUGCAUAUUUUUCUGCAUGUUAUCUAUAAAAUAUAUUUGAAUUUAUAAGACUAUCGAAAAUCAAUAGGAAAAAUGAAUGCUACAUAAGUAGUCCAUUUUUCCCGAGUGUAGUUUGUGCAGGAGGUUAAAAAGAAGUGCAUUCCAAAGCCGACGUCCUGGGGACGCCGAAGUCUUAUAGGGCUAUGCUUUAUGAUAAUCAGUAUAAUAACCCCACUUAAGUAAUCCUUCCUGAUAGGGAACGCAUUCCAGAAUUUUGGCCAACAUUUCAUGAAAUCGGUCACUUACUGUAUCACUGGAGGCAACUGCGUAGUCAGAGAACUGACAAUCGUUUGCCGCUGUGCACGUACUUAAAGUAGACUAGUUCCCCUACUACUGAUACCAAUCAGUCAAGGUCUUGAUUACAACCUAGCAAACCUGCAUGUUUGUCGUGCACCGGUACGACGAUCACUGCAUAACCGCCCCCCCCUCAGACUUGUGACAUUGGCUGCGACUUGGUUCGUCUAAAGGUGCUGCUUUUGCCGCUGACCGCAAAACACUAUACGAGCCUCAUUGUUCAAUCCGCCUCCCUCAACGUGCAAAGUCAAAUUGGAGUUGAAUGUUGUACAUGGGUAAAGCCAGCAGUCAUGCCGACUUACUGUAGAAUUCUUGUUGAAUUGAGUCACGCAUAUAAGCCAAAAACAGAUUUUCGGUGUAUAUAUAUAUUUCGAAGAAGAAUGAGUUAUUUGGGAAAAUGCACAAACUUUAUUUCGUAAAUUUUCGAGUCUGGUUCCCCAGCUCGUCUUCAGACGUGUAGUAAGUGUGAAGAAACAGUCAGUGGUUUUUGGAUGCAGCCAGAAAGAAGUUUUUUCGAGGGCCGGCGUCCUGGGGUAAUUGAAUUAUUAUAGAAUUACGCUGCAUGAUGAUUUGUUUUACAUCCCUACUUAAUUAAUCUUUUCGAAACGAAAACGCAUUUCGGAAUUUCUGUUGACAUUUCAUGAGUUAGCCCACUUACUCUAUGUCUUCUCUAAAGAACCAUGAAUUAAAAUUUUUUACACAAAUGCAGUUCACACUUUACGCUUUGAGAACUGGAUUUAUAAAUUCAGGAAGACACUAGUCUGUGAGUAUUUAAAGUAGUAUAAUUGCUACACAUGUUUGGUAUGACAUGUGAAUAGGGGCUGAAUACGGGCUGCAACGGCAGAUUAUCUGCAAAUCACGUGUCUGGGCAUUAAGCUAAUGACUGUGCUGUCAUUGUGGUAUCCUGUUAUCCAAAUGUAAUCAGUAUUUCCCCCUUAUAACCACCAGGUUUGGGUACUGACGGGAGACAAGGAAGAGACAGCCAUCAAGAUCAGUCAGACAGCUGGUCAUUUUUCGCGCCACAUGAAGCUGCUAUGCCUGACCCACCACCAGAACGUGGAGAGUGUGGCGCGGGCCAUCUACAUGCACUUGAGGCAACUCCGGGAGACGGAGGAAUCCAAUGCGAACCCCGGUCCCCGGCGGGGCCCCUCCAGCACACUGACAUCCGCGCCUUUGGAAGGCCCAGAUUCUGUCAGCUUCACACCCGACACUUGCUGCGGUGGUCGUUGGCUGGAAAAGUUGGGACGUUGGUUCCGUCAGGCAAGGAUUCUCGGCCACCGUAAAAAACGUCAGCGCUGCAACGGGUUGCGAUGCCUCGGAUUAGUGAUUGAUGGACAGACACUGCGCUACGCGACCUCAGUAAGUAUCUACUGUCGAGAAUUAUGUAAACUCUGAUAUGCAUGGGGUUUCCCGCGGGGGGGGGACGGAGCGGAGACGAUAAUCGUACUUGCUGUUCUGACGCCAGCCAAAAAGUGGUUACCUGUGAGAAGCGAGUAUUCCACUCUGUGUUUACUAGGCGCUCACUCCUUACAGUGAGUGACCGAUCUCAUAAAAUGUUGGCUGGAAUUCUGAAAUGCAUUUUCGAUUAGGAAGGAUUACUUGGUCGCGGUUGUAAGAAUGAUUAUCUUGCGGCAUACUCUUAUGACAUUUCGGACUUGGCAGGAUGUCGGCUUUUAAAUGCACUUCGUUUCAAUCUCCGAUGGAAAGCGUACUCGGUAAAAAAAUGACUAUUUAUAUAGCAUGCAUUUUUCUCACAGAUUGUCGAUGGUCUUGCGAAUUCAAAUAUAUUUUUAUAGAAACCAUAAACACAACUAAGUUUUCUUUUAGUCAUUCAGUAGAGAAUCACAUCUUCUUUAAUUUUAUACUUAAGGAGGGAGUAUAAUUAGGUUUUAAAAAGUUUCUAAUUAAGAGACUUUUUAAGACCGCGAAAUGUCCAUUCACAUAGCAUCGUACCUGGCCGUUUGUCACAGCUCCUCAUGAGAUGUACAACAUGUCCGCAUCCAUUGCAACAUUUUAUGGACUCUGUAUGAUAUCUCUUUAAUGGCAUGGAAAAGUAUGUGAUUUUCUUUACGCGGAACGCAUGCACCUUGUAGACUGAAAUCACUAAGCGCUAAUGCAGCGAAUGAUCAGGCUCCAAAUUAUUCGGCAAUGAAAAAAACUUUUUUAAACCCUAAUUAUACUCCUUUCUUAAGUAUAAAAUAUGAAGAAGACGUGAUCCUCUAUUGAUUGACAAUGAGGAAGUAUAUUUUUGUUUAUGGUUCCUAUAAAAUAUAUUUAAAUUUGCAAGACCAUCGAAAAUCAAUGGGAAAAAUGUAUGUUACAUAAAUAGUCGUUUUUUUACCAAGUACGCUUUCCAUCGGAGAUUGAAAAGAAGUGCAUUUAAAAGCCAACAUCCUGCCGAGUCCAAAAUGUUAUAAGAGUAUGCCGCAAGAUAAUCAGUAUUACAACCGCGACCAAGUAAUCCUUCCUAAUCUAAAACGCAUUUCAGAAUUUCAGCCAACAUUUCAUGAGAUCGGCCACUCACUGUAAAUGCUGUCCCUGGAGUCCUUGUGUAGAGUGGUGCCAUGUUCUGGCAACCACAGUCAGUGACCGAUCUCAUGAAGUGCUAACAGAAAUUCUAGAAUUUGGUUUUGACUAGAGAAGAUGACUUAGGUGUGGUUCUAAUACUGAUUACCAUGAUACCACAGACAGGCUAGGACGUUGGAUUUUCAAUGCAUUCCUUUUCGGCCGCCUGCAGAAGCCGCACUCAGUAAAAAUGACUGCUUAUUUGCGAUGCAGUCAUUCUACUUAUUUUCGAAUUCCUCAUAAAUUCACAUACAUUUUAUAGAAAGGAUGGACAAAAUAUUGUUUUUUGUGUUCAGCUGGUGGCAAAUCACGAAUUCUUCGAAUUUUAUACCCGAAGGAAGGUUAUCUUUCGGUUUUAAAAGGCUUGCAAAUAUGAAAUGUUCUAGGCUUUGAAAUUUCCUUGCACAUUACAGUGUAUCUGUGCGUGAAUAGUAGGUGUAAUGACGUAUGCAGCAUAUAUCACAGCCACCUCAAAAUAUUAUGAGCCGUAUGUGGUAUAUUGUUAAUGGCAUAGAGAAAUAUGCGAGUUUCCCACAAGGAAGUAUGCUGCUUGUCGACAGAAAACCCUUUAAGGUAAAUGGAACGAUGGGCAGACAUCAAACUAUUUUGAGAACUGAAAGAUUUUUUUUACAUUUUAAUAUAUCUCUUUUUCUGAAGUACAAUUUGAAGAAAACGCGGUCUUCCGUCAAAUGAAUGCGAGAAAAAGUAUUUUCGUGCAUCUUUUCUUGUAACAUCAAAUUUUGGCUGAAAUUCUGACAUUUGUUUCCGAAUAAGAAGACUUGCUUGAAUGGGGCUGUGAGACUGACUGCUUGCGAUGCAUUCCAGAAAUAUUUUAUCGAAGUCAAGCUGAUGGAUCUCGAGUUCAUUUCUUUUGGGUAACCUCCAAAUCAUGCAGUCAGUAAAAAUUGACCGCUUAAGUUGUAUUUUGCUUCUCUCACAAUUUACUAUGCCCUUGUAAAUUCAAAUAUAUUUUAUAGGAAAUCGCCGUAAUGAUCUCAUUUUUAUACUCAUUUGAUGCUAGAUUAUGUUUGUUCUAAAUGCCAUACUGAGUUGCACAAACCCCUCAAAAGAACAGGAGAAGAGGAAUCGCCUGCAAUAGUGGCUGGGAUUAGCAAUUUCUAGUGGAAGUAUGUUUCGACGGGAUGAAUGAGUUUCGUAACAUGAUCAUUGAGCGCCCCAAUUAUUAUUAAGCGAUGAUAUAGGUCUGACGCGAAAAAUGUACACCCCGGACAUUUCAUGUACUUAAUAAUUUCUGAAAUUAACUGCUUAAAAUUUAAAUACGCAUACUUCUUUUUACCAUGAGAUACAGACAUGUUUUUCCUAGCCAGGCUGCGUGUUCCAGGGCGAUUGCGAGUGAGGAUCGGAGGGUUUGGCAUACAGCCCAGAGAAAGGGCAGGAACUAACAUCAUCAUCAUCAUCAUCAUCAUCAUCAUCAUCAGACGUAAUUGGCGAAAGUUGUGCUUUCAUGCUAGACGAAACCCCUUACCAUUUUAGAGUUCUGCGUGCUGCAAACCGACUAAACCCGCGGACCGUUGCCUAUGCUACUAGACCGACCCUAAACAAUGCGGCUAUCAGCCAAACGACUUGUGUUACAAGUAUUUUUGGUUACACACACACGACAGGUGAUGAUGAUGACAACGCCUGGUAAAAUGUGAGUGGGAAUUUCCAGCGGCUUCCACGCCCUAAAAGUGACAGUUGGUUGAGUGUGUGUGUGUGUGUGUUUGGAUGGCAUUUGUCGCAUAAAAAAUAAGCACACAUGGAAGUUUGGGCGUGGUACGCUGAUGCUGCCUAUCUUACAGCUACUGCGCCCCGUCAUCAUCGUAAUUUGGUAAGAGUUUAGUCGUCGGAUAGAACUUUCAUUUGGUUAUACAUGUCGCGAGAGAAAUGGCGACUUUGAGUCAGCAUGGUGGUGGCACAGGCCAAUUCGACCCGAAGGACUAAAUACGAAUUCAUGUUUCAUCUAGGAACUCCUGUUUCAGUCUUCACACGCGGUCAUAUGAAUACUAGUAAUCAAUACUCCAGAGGUAUUACUAUCGAUGAAACGUCAAAGAAAAUAGCCAUGUAUGGCCUGCAUGCCGUCGUCGGGAAGAAACGUCUUAACCGAAAACAGUACGAGGCUGAGAUUAAGGCGCAUAUUCGGUCGAACAUUUGGUUGAAUGCCCUGCUGGUUGAUUUGCAGACCGACAAUUCGUUGACUGCGAACAGGUAUUAUGACCCGGAGAGUGGAUUAGAGAACCUGAUGGCAAGUUCGAGCAACAAGAUCUUUAUUGUGUGAACCUGUGUAGCACAAGCUUGAACGCGCUGAAUAUUACCUCACUGCCCUCCUAAGGGUUCUAGAACACUGUGGACUUCGGCCUGACGGUCGCGGAUUGAAUGAUUCUUGCUCGAGAAUCACUACAAGCUGGCCCUAUCUGGGACACUAAUCUCAGGUCGUCGCAGUAGAUCAAAAGCACGUAAAAUUUAUUGUGAUUACGACGACAUGUGCAGAGGGCUUCGUCCUGCUCUCUCUCUCUCUCUCUCAUCAAGAUCAAAUGGCAUAUCCGUGUCCCACUGGACGUGUUACAUUUGCGUUACACACUUCAGCCCCCACCGUUUUGGUCCGACACACCGACGCGGCCUGUUUUGAAAGUCUACAAUUUGCCCAUAUUGGAAUAGAUGACGAGGAGAUAAAAACACACUUUAUAUUAACGGAAGUCACUACGUACUACUAUGCAGUGUAACAAGCUACUUAAAUGAGACUGCAGAACAAAUUAACAUUGCCAACCAGUCCAGAUUUACGUUGCAAAUGAUAAAAUGUCGGCACUUCACUUAGCCUACCUAGAUUCGAAUGCGUUGGGGGAGAGUAAUGCUUAUAGAACAGCAAGAAGUGCUGAUAAACAGAACAAAAAAUUGAGUGAAGCUUCACCAUAUUAAUUAACUGGGAAAGGUUGUCAAUUGGCGGCUUGACUCAGACCUUGCGGCCAAUGCGGCGUGUCUUUGGGUGGAGUAGCCGAUUGGUGGAACGCGAGGCAGGCUCCAUAGGCCGUCCGUUAUGUAGUCUACGUGGCACUCCUCCCACAUGACAUUGGAAUCGCUGCCUUGCCUUCGGCAAAAACCCGGUACGACGCGUGCCAUCAGGUCGCGUUUGGCACGUGUAGACGGACCGUUUGACUUUGUCGGUCCAAGCCCGCCUCCAUCACCGUUUACAAUGGCCGAAAUGAAGAAUGACAUCUCCAAGCUUAAAGGUUGACAGUAUUCUGUUAGGCUUAUUUGCGAAUUUUUGCGUUUCGGCGGUCGCUCUUGACACAGUGUUAAGUUAACCCACCAAUCGUCGGGUGAAUUCAUUUUUGCCAUUCAUUGCCGUUUCUUUUACAAAUACCCGACCGAAAAUUGCACUAUUAUAAGGGUAUUUGUAAAAUAAUAAUUCUGAAAGAUAAUGUUGUCUGAAAGGUGUUCCACACCGCAGGGUUGGGUAUGACUUUCAAUCAUACCUCAUUUGAGCGGUGAACAGAAGUAUUAUCCUGUAACGUUACGGUGUCUAUCCGACGUCAAUGAAUGUUGGUGAAACCGAAGGCAUCCUUUACGAUGUCGAUGAACACCUUGAUGUUUAUCACCUCUGCUGUUGAACGCGAGACCAGUCGCUCUCCGAAGCUGAUGGCCAUUCGAACCAUCAGGCGUCGACAAUUCUUGACAAUUGGUGUCGACAGAGUGUGUUCUCGUGGGACGUUCUUCCGAUAUAUGACUACCUAGGCGGACGCCGGAGGCUUGCUUAGGAAUAAGACCUCGUCACAAGAGUAAAUGCUUUUCCAAAACAAAUGUCUAUGAUCACUAUAUUUUAAAGCAAAUAAAAAACUUCUCUUAUAAGUUUUCAACUUAAGAAUGGCUUUGUCAUAGCGUCUGGCUGAUGGAGGCCAAAUUCUUUCAUUCUUUUUCUAAUUAUGCGCAAAGAAAACAUUGACAAGUGUUCCUUGUAAAUAGCUUUAAGGGGCUUAUAAUGAUACUUUUUCAGUGUCCUACUAAUGAAAUCGUAAUCUUGCUUGCAUGUGAUAGGUUUGGUCCACCUUGCUUGGCUCUAGGCACCGUUUUAUUAUUAAUAACUUUCCAGAGAAUGACGUCGUUAAUAUCGAAAAAACUAGCCUACGGCUCAACCGGCAGCCCUUCGGCUGCCAGUUUUCUAUUCAUUUAAAGUCAACUACCGAUAGAAAAUGUUUCGACAUUUUUGUUGCACGGCGUGGCGCUGAAAAGUGGCAGCAUGUAGCGCGCAAUCUAUGCAUACGCAUUUGCGCCUAUUAGCUCCCGGUGUAGUGAAAUAAAUGCAGUCGAACAAGCUUAUUACUGCGUUUAACGGGAUAAAACGUUGCAAUUUUGCUAAGCAUAAUUUGUAAAGAACAAAUUAUCUUUUGUUUUAUGAACAGAAUGCGUGUUUACAUAUUUACCUUGACCUGAUUUACAUGUACUUCAAAUCACACUUUUCAUUUCCAGGGCGGAUUUCCUUAAUACUUUUCUUCACUAUAUAAAGGUUCCUCUAUAUCGCAACGCAAAUAAAUAAGAGAUAAGAGUUUUUAGUCAGAUAUGGUUAAGAAGCCGUAAAUUGAAUUAAACAACCCGAGGUCACCUGUAAUACGGGACAGGUGGUAAUAGGGGUUUUUACAGGUAGUGCCGGUGAACACACAGGCGACGAGGCCAAGUAAUUGUAUGCAAAAUAAAAGCCAUUUAGAAUGCGCGGUUGUACUUUGAGUGGUUGAGAAAUAGUUGCUCUAGCCCCUAAAAAUAACACUAACCUCUAAUUCUGACCCCAAACUUUAACCCCUAUCCCUAACAGUAUUGUGUUCAUCAUGUAGGGCUACAUAACCACAUGACCGGGAUUGUAAUAGGUGCUACUUGCUAGAAUAGGAAAGUACUUGGAUAUCUGGAAACGUCGAAAUAUGCCUAAUCCUGGCCUGUUUCCCUUUGAUGAAACAGACCUAACAUAAACUCUUCUUUAAAAAAGGGCUUUUGGGAAGUUUUACCACGACGUUAACCACUUCGUUGAGUCUCAUCAGCAGUCAGCUGACUGCCUUGGACAGGAGAGGGGGGAGAGAGAGUGAAUGUGGUACUAAGAAGGAAUUCGCCUUCUAGGUGUAGCAGUCCAUUUCUCACUAUUGUCGAUAUGAAGCUUUGGCAGCGGGGCAGGAUGCCGGCAGCCGGGAUUACUCUGUCCUAAUUAAAAUUGAAGGCCAGGUUGCGAGGGCUCCUUUAGAGUGUUCCCCCUCGUAGCGCCUGUCGUUAAUGCUGGAUCUAUGAACUGUAAGUAACCUGAUGUACGCCAAAUUAUGAGUUAAUUAGUGUCUGGAACUCGCAGAGGAACUUAUAACUCCGUCAACUGCUGCGUCAGCACCCUGGCCUGGACUAAGUCUCAUCGUCGAAAGACGCAUGAGGGAGCAAGGUUCAGGCUGCAGAUGUCUGAUCCACCAUAAAAUAGUUCCCGCUUAAUCCACCGAUGGUUUCACCGCACAGAGCAGUAGGUAGCUUGGUAGCAGGUAACUUUCGAACUACCGUAAGGGCUUGGGUUUAUGUGCUUCUUGAUGGAGACGGCAUCGAGGUCCGUUUUUUUUGAAGAGAAGUAUAAUGAACCAUAACAACACUGUUCUAGUCUGUUAAUGCCCCAUGACAGACUUUAGGUUUCAUAGUUAAAGAACUGUUUCCUCGCAUGCAUUAGUUAUCACGGUUUUACUACAGUGUUUUUGAAAUAAUGAUACGGCCUUUGAGGGGCGUUGACUGCAGUCAAUUCUUGUCAUGCUGAUAUGGUGUCGAAACGCAUGGAAUUCGUCGGGUUUAUCGCAACUGGGUCCGAUAAACUCCUGCUUCUGCUUGAAGGCAAUCCCGCAGGUAAGAUGUGUCCGAAUUCCAGCAAGGGGUUAUUCCACAGCUAUUUAUAUAAAACAGGCCGACAUAAAUUCACUUUAUCACCGACUGCGUACACUGUGCUGCCUUCUGCUUUCACUAAAUACACCAGUGUUAUCGGUCGAAGGAGCCCAUAGACGAUCUUCCCCACGUGUUCGAACAGCUGAUCGGCAUGUCCUGGUAUUUCGCGUAAUAGUGUGCCAGAUAAAAAGGCUAUGGGGCAGUCAGCGAUGCGUUUUCCCCCGAAGCAUGACUUUUGGCUGCUGUAUGACUUUCCUUCUUACGAGGACUUUUGUAAUAAAACUGUACUUAGUCAUUAAGAUUAAUGAUGAUUCAUUUGGUACUCAGCUGAAAACAAUCCAACUGAUUAUAUGAGGCGAAACUAUCUUAGAAGCUUAGACAAGCUGUUUUAAAACACCGAGCCUGUAUUGACUAUCAAGGUAUAAUCAGCAAGUCUUCACAUAAGCGGGACUUAUUUUUCGACAUCUUCCUCUCUACUUUAACGAGAUUCAGUAGGCAUACUUUUGACAAAAACCGCGCACCCCAGUUAAUCAACCAACGCGUAAGAAUCUGCUGUUUUUACUAAGGAUGUACUGCGUCGGGAUUUCCUGCGACUCUGUCUGGAAACGUCGACCGUUCUUUGUUGUCGCCUAACGCCCUACCAGAAGGCAGCUGUAGUCAAACUGGUCGCCGAAGGCAUGAAGGACGUGACUGGACAAAAGGCCCCAGUCACGGCUGCCGUCGGCGAUGGAGGCAAUGAUGUUGCCAUGCUGUUGCAGGCCAACGUUGGAAUCGGCAUUUUUGGCAAUGAGGGCAGACAGGCUGUUCGUGCCGCAGACUACGCUGUUCCACUGUUCAAGUGAGUUUGAAGUAGUAAAGGUGUAAUUCACUUUUCGACAACAUAAAAUUUCUACUGAUGUUUUCUGAAGUUCCCCAGUGUAUGGAUGUUGAAAUUGAAGUGGUUUCCACAAGGAUACACGGUGACUUGUGCGUUGAUUAGUUCAUAGUGGUUGAAGACUUGCGCGGCAUCUGCCGCACUCUCCUCUCUCCCUCCCCAACCUGGAUAGAGUGAGGAAGUCAGAGGGCAGAGGCGGACGUAGGCGACUGGCACAACGUGGACCCGCACCUAGGUGUGCUGUCACACCCUCUGGUGCACGCAUAACGGAUCGGGAGUUCACACAAUCUGAAAAUGGGGGAAGGGCGACUCGGAUCCCAAGUGAGUGUGUGAGAAUGUGUGCCGAUACUAUCGUCGAGUCAAACCCCAUGUUGGAAGAAGAGGACAGAAGGCACCCGAAUGAGAGGUUUAUUGUACACAGAACCCACAGUUGUCCUCUCAGACGGCAGUGGCCGCUGGCGAAGCCAGGGCUGGUGUCGACUGCGUUCAAGCAUACCUGAGCGUCCCUGAGACAGUGGUGGCAGCCGCUUUUGUAGGUUCGUGGGCCAAGCUCAAGUGGUGGCCAGUCAGCGUGCGUGUUGCAUUUGCCGAGGGGAGCUGUCCCAGUGACUUAGGCUGUGGUUGCAGGGGAGUGGGUUGCGUCCAAGUGGCCGCAUGGGCAGAUGCGGCUGUGCGGACGCAGGUAUGCUCGAGCUAUCGGUCGUGUGACUUCAGGUCAGCGCGUCUGGAACUGCUCACUGCAAAGGCGUGAAUGACCUUGAGACAGCGAGUUCUUGAACAAUGACGCCAGACCCGCUACAAGUGUGAGGGCUAUUAAGAUCACAUUAAGAAGAGGCCACUUCAGCCAAAAUCUCAGUCCAGAUAGGAGGACUAGCAGCCAAGUGAGUGUGUGAGAAUGUGUGCAGUCUGUGCGAUACAAUCGUCGAGUCAAACCCCAUGUUGGAAGGAGAGGACAGAAGGCACCCGAAUGAGGGGUUUAUUGUACGCAGAACCCACAGUUGUCCUCUCAGACGGCAGUGACUGGUGUUGAUUGCGUCCAGUCAUGCCUGAGAGUCUCUGAGAUAGUGGUGGCAGCCGCUUUAGUAGACUCGUGGGCCAAACUCUAGUGGUGGCCAGUCAGUGUAUGUUGCGUUUACCGAGGGAUGGUGUCCCAGUGGCUUGGGUUGUGGUUGCAGGGGGGAGGUGCGUUCAAGUGGCCGCAUGGGCAGAGUCAAAAUCUCCGUUCACAUACGCGGACUAACAGCCAGCACACCACGACUGGGGAAUCAAAUUAAGCUUGCGCCCCUUGACUUUGAAACUUCGUUACACAUUGUUAAAGAAGAUGUUGGAAUUUCCUGGGGGUUUAUGCGUGAAACUGUCAGCGAGCUAAAUUUUAAAGUUCAACUUAAACGACUUCAUAAACAUAGGGAGGUUAAUCAAUCGACUUUUGCGGAAUAACCACAAUAGUUUUCUUUCUGUCAAACACAUUAUUAAAGAGAAUUUGGCGAGUAUACGCGUGCUUUCGAUAAAUUCUCAUCGCGUCUGCACAUUUACAUGGUAACGAGGUACAAACUGCAAGGUGUGAGCGAGAAGAACAAUCGAUUAAGGUUCGCCUUUUCAUGCAAACGGGGUAUGUGAAUUGAGGCGAGGAAAGAGAGGGGAGAGGAGGCGGUAAGUGACAGUGAGGGUUAGGUAGAGCCGUGUCACAGGGGGGGAGAGAGGGGACGGGCUCGCGGAAACAGGCAUGCAGUUAAUCGAUCCUUGCCCACGGCAGACGCAGAGCGUGCAAAAGGUACUUUUGCGCGCACAGGACCGCCCCCUGUAGCCUGACGGCAGCCGAUUCUUCCGUUUCUGGUAAACGCCGACCCAGACGCUUAGGAUAGUUAGGCGGGACCUUGCAAAUCACACGGAAGGCUUCGUUGGGAUCCACACGAUGUCCAGUAUCAACCACGUGUACGAGGAUGGAGCUGUGUGUGCUACAACCUUCACCUUUCCUCAGCCACGCCGACUCGUACGACCAGUGUGGCCCGCUCCACGGGGGCAAGUAAAGGAGUAAAUGCACAAGGGUGUGGUCUGAGCUGGUAGCCUAGCCUUACCUUCCCCUCGUAAUAGGGGAUUAAUCGAAAACAGUACUUGAACUCUUUCUGCCGGGAAAGUCCGUGAAAAGGCUUGGUCAAGGCGCCUUCUUAGGAGUUCGCUUGCCGCGUCUCCUUGAAAGAGGACUUUGGGGAACAGGGUUAUCUUUUCUACCGCCUGCCAUCAGGCUUUAGAAGCCGGUCCAGUGCGCGCAGAAGAACCUCAUGCACGCUCCGCGUCUGCCGUGGGCCGGGAUCGAUUAACUGUAAGCAUGUCCCUGCUCCCCUUCCCCCCUUGUGAUACAGCUCAACUUAACCCUCACUGUCACUUACUGCCACCUCUCCCCCUUCUCUCCUCUAUUCGCAUAUCCCCUUUGUAUGUAAAGAUGAACCGUAAUCGCUUGCUCUUAUCACUCACACGUUUCAGUUUGUACCUCGUUCCCAUAUACAGACCCGUAGAGGAUUUAUCGAAAACACGCGUAUGCUCGUCAAAUGCUCUUCCGAAUUGCUCCAAGGGAAUUUUCGCAACAAUAGUAAAGUUAAAGCAGUGAAAGUUACCUCAUCUCGCAUGCGAACGACACAGCCACUGAAAAAAAAACAUAGGUAACGGAAUAACAAGAAAGCUACGGCGUACACUGGAGUGUUGUUGAACAGUCACAUAUCUUGAAGUUACACACCGGAGAUAUGUGAAAUGACCGUAGUAUAUGUCGGGUAUUUGCUGGAUACCUCUGAUGUAGUAGUCUGAUGCGAGUUUCCGAUCUGAGGGUAGUCUUCAUAUUAUUAGAAUUAAUAAUCCAGGUGAUUUAGUAAAAGGUUUUUACGGGAAACUAUCUUAGACCGUUCUUAAACAUCGUCGCCUCUUAGAAGUGAGUAAAUUUGUACCACCAUAGUCAUUACAGAUGUCCUUGCACGACUGAGAAGCUUCCCUCCUUUCGGCUCAUUUAUAAAAAAUCUGAAAUGGGACCGAAUAGUCAGUAAUUCCAGUUCUACUGUCCGCAUUAAUUUCCCUAUUUUAAUUAACCCACUGCAAUUAAAAGAUGUUCUAUUUAUUCGCAAGAUUAAUUAACAUCCAUCUAUGAGAGAAAUAAAGACAGUCUGGAACUGGCAAAGGAACCAGAAUUUGUUGUUUUGAUUGACGAUAUAGCGUAAAAAUAUACGGUCUGUAGGUGACAUUCAUUUAUAGAGAUGUGGGCGUGUGAGAAAAUACGACUACAACGUGGGCGGCCUUGUUUUUCCUUGACGCCAUCGCAGAUUUAUUUGGAUUUUGAAAAUCUCCAAGAAGCUGUGAUGCAGCGUCGUUCAAAUAAACGCUUUUUUUACAAAUCAGCCGAAGGCACUUUCAUUGGAUGAAAAGUGCGGUUUCUCCACCUCCGUCUUUCCGUACGCAUGCACUGCAUCAACGAGUAGGUCUUCGCUGUUCUUUAGCAAAUCCUAUUAAAAAUAGCAUCUUCGCAUCAUGAAGACAUCGGGUUUAGGCUUUUCCAAUUUUUUUUUCAAUGCGCCUCACUAAAUCACCCAGGUGUCAAAAAUAGCGGAAGCUGGAUACGGCAAUCCAAUGAGAGAGAAUCUUAAAUUUGAGAAAACAUAUGCUACUGAGCAAAUUAUAGUAGCUCUUCUACGUUAACUAAAUGAGCGCUGAAAAGAUUGUUUUAGGAGUGCGCAAAUUAACAGGGGAAAGAUAUGUGACAGUGGAAAUAAACUUCAGGACUAGGGCAUAGCUGCCUAAUAGCAACCCAUAAGUAAGAAAUCACCUAGUGAGUUACUUGUAUUACAUAGGGAAAGUCGUUCUUUAUGACCUGCAUUAAAAAGUUUUAGCAUGUCUUAUUUACCGUGGCAUUUCACACGCAAUUCCACAAGGAAAGAAGCACAGUAAAUUCCGAGCUGUCGCUUACUGGCAGUAAGAAAUCGCGUGGUUAACUGACAAAAUCUAGACGUUUGACACAACGUAUUCUCUUGAAGCAGGCAAUACUGCGUCUGUUUUGCCCUGCCCGGCUGUCUGUGUUACCAUGUAACACUCGUGGAGAACUCGCAGGCUACUUGACAACUGCAUAGUCGCCUGACUGUAUAUAAUGCGACCGAUCCAAAUUCAACAUAAAGUGACGUAUUUUGGCAAAUUUGUCUCUUUUAGUACUGCCGGUUUAGGCUGUACGCGUAGCUAUAAAUGCAGUUUCAUGACUUUAUUCCAGGGUUUCUGAAGAAUGAUAUGCUUGAACGUAGUCAGCGUUAUGAAGAAUUAACAUCUAUUGGCAACAUGCCCAUUAAAGACUUACUAGUAACGUAAGACUUCAGUUAUUUGAACCGUUUUAAAAUACCUCGCAGUGGCAGUGGUAGGCUGAAUGGCCACAAAUAGCUGUCGGUAGACUGUGCGCCGUGUCAUAGGGGAUUGGUUUUAAUGCCUUCCAGAGUCUUCUGCCUGUCGGAAUUAUUCCACCCUGUGAUUGAUUAAGUGAACGGAGCACUCUCCCUUGGACAGAUCCUCCACGGAUCCACAAAUUAUGAAGUAACCGCCUGCCUAGAGAGGUGACCGCCAUGCGCCUCUUUCACCAAGUGCCAACAGGCCUUUAAGGCACCUGCAGCCAAAAGAGGACUCUUUGACACACGACUGUUCGACCCCAAUAGGGCUCGCACAGGUCUAUACUCAGUAGCAUAUCGUUCAGCAGUCAUCCCCCUAACACCAAUGAUGAAAAAGAACGCGUCCCAGUCAGCGUUGUCGUCUGUCUCGCCCAGGGAGAUGUCCAAAGGCUCCUGAUAGGACUUGCACGCGCCCACCCUCACUAAUACGUCAUCAGCGCACUGUCCGGCUUGCUGCCCCAUCCCCAAAAUCCCCAUCACACCAAUCCCAUAUGACACGAUGCACAGACUACCCAUAGCUAAUUGAGAUUCUUCGGCAAAGUUGGUACUUUCAUCGAUAAGAUGUGGUUAUGUAGCCUCACCUGAUGAACACAAUAUUGUUGGGUUUAGGGCGGUUGGUUAGGGGUUAGGGUUAAAGUUAGGGUUUUUAGGGCAAGUAUUUCUCAAUCACUCAAAGCACAACCGCUCAUUCUCAAUAGCCUUUCGGCAACAGUAUAGAGAAGGACCCCACUUACCUGUUAGUAGACUGCCGAUCGUGCCAUACGUGAUCUGUGGUAAAGGGAGUUUUAUGGAUGGGGCAGAACGCUAGACAGUAAGCUGACAAAAUGAAAGAAAACACAGAAAUUGCCUGGAUUCAUGUCAAGUGUCUUAUCCUACGCUCUAUGCCGACAGCGGAAACGAGUGGUAUUUAAACAAUAAGCAAAAGUAAAUUUCACGAAAUAACGGAUUUUAAGUUUAAGUGUGAUGUCUUGGGAAGUAAUUGUUGUUGGCAGUGUAAUUUCUGCGACAGCCAGCAAAUUUAUGUCAAGGUAAAGCCCCAUAUGACACGAUCCACAGUCUACUGACAGUUAAGUGGGGUCGUUCUCUAUACCUUUGCCGGUUUUUCAACCUACCUUUUUCCCUCGCAGACUUCCCACAUUGUAGUGCAAUUUAAAAACUGUUUUUUACUCUACAGACACCUGCGUAGGCUGCUUCUGGUCCACGGACAUUGGAAUUACUACCGGAUGAGCCUCAUGGCUCUCCUUUUCUACCACAAGUGCAUCGCUCUGGUUGCAGCCCAGAUCUACCAACUUUUCUUUAGUGGAUUCUCCGCUCAGCCUCUCUAUGACAGUCUCCUCUACGCUCUCUACAACCUCACCAUGACCUCCUGCAGCAUUUGUGCGUUUGGACUCUUUGAAAGACAUCUCAACGAGACCGACCUCAUGCGUCAUCCCUUCCUCUACAGCCUGGUAAGUUGCAGGUUCUGCUGAAAAGAUUUUGUUUUUCAAAGGCUAAGAUGUUUGCGACUUGCAAAUAAGCGCUCUCCACUGAGAAGUCUGACUAACAGUCUAAUAGCAUUAAAGCCCUUGCGGAUUAGAUGUGGUUAUGUAGCCCCACCUGAAUUAAACAGAUCACAGCCACCUCUAAUACGGGACAGGUGGUACUAGUAGUCUUUACAGGCGGGGUCGGGGAACGCACAGGUGACGAUGUCGAGUAGUGGUAUACAAAGGAAAAGCUCUUUCGAAUGCGCAGUUGUAAUUUGGGUGGUUGAGAAAUAGAUGCCCUUAUCACCUGACUCAAGUCCCUAACUUUAACACUUUUACAAGGUUUCUAAAGAAAAUUCGACGUGUUUGCUUUUCUGCGACCUUAAAUACCUCCUUACACCUCGCCCUAACUUCCGGCACCUAUCUAAACACGUUACUCACCCCCCAAACGGACGUCUGUUCCGCAAAGGCGUAGUUUAUUCUUCAAAGCCGAAUAGGCCUGUAAACAUGCCGAGAACUGUGGCUAUCUAGUGUGGUUACACCACUCUAAACUAUUCGUUUCGUCUGAAGAUGGGUUGGUGUAACCAAUUUGAAAAUUCGCAAGUAUAUACCGAUUUUUCGACGGGCCUUUUUAGAUAUGCAUAUGCCUUUCUAAAAUAUUGCUUACAUCUCAUCAGCAAAAACAACUGCGCAAUGUCAAAUGACCGAAAUACUCUUGUACAUUAUGUCAUCCACAUUACAUGGGACACACUCUCCUACGAGGGUAGUAUGGAAAAUAAAUGUAUUACGCAUCUAGUCUCAGAAAUAUGAUUGUAUUCGCACAAUCACUUUUAAAACCCAAAAGAAGUGCAGAAGACUUUGGCAGCCAUUUCCGAGUCAACCUUAUAUGAGUGGCUGAAAGGGGGUUCAAUCAAAGACCAACAUUCCUCUUUGUCGAUGCAGGCAGAUGAGGGCUGGACCGCUGAAGCCGCUAUCUUCUCAUUCUAAUGGAUUGAUGACUCUGGGAUUAAGUUUCCUGUUAAUGAAUACUGCCCCCUCAACUGGGCUGACUUCUUAUUUUAAUCUUGUGGUUCAUGUUUUAUGGCGCUUGGCGCGUUUUGUUGCAAAUCUAGCAAUGGGUGGGGUGUUGGCAUAUGUUUCUGCAUUGCCAAAUGUGCCCCGCUUGAUGCCAAACAUUUUUUUGCCCUACAGACAUUUUAUUCUUAGAAUGAGGGGGCGGUAGAUGAUAAUUCUGUAUUUUUAACCCAUGAUAUCCUCAGAGGUGGUCGUGAAACUUUAUUUGCCCUCUUUCAGAUGCCUUUAGGCAAUAGCCAUUUAGCUGCUAGAGGUGGCAUGAUAUCUUUCCAGUGUAGCCCUUGCCGCAUCAAAUGCAGGCCAGUUUAUGGAUUAGGUUGCAGAAGGUGUCCAACUUAGGUGCGCCAACUGGGUGGUUGUUUUUGACUCUCCUCCUCCGUACAUGAAGUGAAAUUGACUUCAAAGUAAACUCUCUUCGUAAAUUUGGAACCUGCAGCGUUGCGCAAUAGACACUACGACUCAACAGGCGGCUGGACGUUGAAUUCCAGAAGGGGGAAACUAUGCUAGUUUGAUAACUUUAGAGGCUAGUUUAGUCCCAAAAUUAACCUCAACUCUGAACCUCCUAUCCUUACCACAAAGCAUAACCAUAACACCCUGGAAUUUGAAGAUAGACUACCUGUAAUUGUGGGAGACAUAUUCUCCCGUACAAUCGAGGUAAUGAAAAAAAGGAAGGCCAACGAUUUACUUAAUUUACGUGGAGGCAGUCUAUAUGCGGCGGAAGAAAUCGGACCUAUGUAAACAGUUAGACCACGUGGUCAACCUCAGUUUGCCCUGGUGGAUCUGAGCUCUUUGAUUUACGAAAUCCCCCGGCGUGCUAACUUUCCCAUUUUCUUUCCUAUGUUGCGUUUUCAAGUUACUCUUUUAUUGAUUAGUCUACGUGCAGUAUACGAUGAGCUUGCUGUUUUACAUUGAUUUUCUCCGUGAAGGUUCAAACCUCUGUAUCUUUCUUACUUGUUAUCUGUGUUAUGCAACGACAGACUGUAGUUGAUAAGCCGUCGCGAAAUUUACUGGUUCCAGUAAAUUCUGCUGUCUAUGCCUGCUUUUAAUUCAUUAAGGGGAAAUAUUGCUUCGAGUUUCAAGGUAAUAGUUAUCAAAAGAUUCAGAGGCGAUAUUUCCACCUUCCCAACUGAGGCAUUGUUUCCUCCUCGGAUGCAACAACAUAAUGCCGGUUCUGUCCAAAUCCGUGGGUAUCUGUGUCUUGAUCUGGCCCAGUAGAGUGGAUAAAUCGGUAUUUUUAUGAUAGCAACUGAGAACGCCUUCAGUUGGAAUAGGAAAAAAAAGAAUUGACAGCGUAUCGGGUCACUACAGUCAGUGACCGAUUUCUUGAAAUGUUAAUAGAAAUUCUCGUAGGUGUCCGAUACGUUCUCCUGAGUUCGGUCACGCAUUGUAACUGCAAUUUAUUGACAAUGGAUUAACCAAAAUGAGGUUCGCUUCGAAAGCAUCACAUUCCUGUUAAUCCUACUGCCUUAUCCCCACAGAUGAGUCGAAAUGCCAACUACAGGCCCUGGUACGUUCUGCUUUGGUGCCUGGACGGUUGGUGGCUGGGCAGUGUCUGCUACUUUGUCGGCUAUUUCGUCCUCGUCGGUGGGGCUGCCUACGCUGAGGCCACAUUUCUGCUGGCUGGGACCUCCUAUGCCGGUGUCGACAUUGACCUCUUCGGCACGGCGAUAUUCCUCCUUCUCACCAUUGCUGUCAACUUCCGACUCUUUGUCAUCACUCGAACCUUCACGCUGGCUCUGAUAAUUGGAAACCUCGCAUUCGGGAUCGGCAACUUUGUAGUCACCUUUGUCUAUCAGGUAAAGUCCCCUUUUAGUCAUUCUGGCACACUUAUUAAGACAUAAAGGGGGAGAUAGGAAAUCAGGACAAUCCGUUUUGUGAAUAAGUAGGUACUACCCCGCUACCUCCUGCCAAGCGAGGGACAUUUUUUGAGUCUACAGUUGGUAAGCUAACUCAUGAAAUCGCAACAGAAAUUCCGAAAUGCGUUUCCGUUUCGAAAAGAUUAAUUAAGUAGGGUUGCAAAACCAAUCACUUUUAGCAUAAUUUCAUAAUUAUUCAAUUAGCCCAGGACGCCGGCUUUCGAACAAACGUCUUUUCGGCUGCAUCCAAAAACCAUACUCCGUAAAAGAAUGACCAUUUAAGUAGCGGGCAUUUUGUCAUUGGUUUUCGAUGCCCCUAAAAAUUCAAUUUUAUUUCAUGGAAACCAAGCACCAAAUAUUCAUUCUUCUGAUCGUGUGAUAGCAAAUUACUUCUUAUUUUUCCAAUUUUAUGCUCAAAGGAAGCCAAUAAUUCGGUUUUAAAAGGUAACAAUAUGGAUCAAAUCCACUGCUUAAUUUUAUGAACCCUAUAUGGUCCUCCUUUAUUGCCGCAGGGAAAUGUGUGGUUUUCCGUACACAGAAAAUAUCCGGCUUGUAGAUUGGAAACCUUGACUCUAAGUGUAACGCUAGAGCGGGUUCAAAAUUUUUCGGAAAUCGGAAAAGUUUUUGAAAACCAAUUUUUCCCUUCCGUCGAGUAUAAAAUUGAAAUAAAGAUAUAAUUAUCUACCGAAUGAGCAAAAGAAUGAAUAUUUUUUGCAUGUUUUCUAUGAAAUAUAAUCGAAUCUUUAAGGACAUCGAAAAUCAACGAAAAAAAUGCGUGCUAAUUAAGGCGCUUGUUCGAAAGCCGGCGUUUUGAGGUAACUGACUUAUUAUAGAAUUAUACUGCAAACUGAUUAGCUUUACAGCCCCACUUAAUUAAUCUUUUCGAAACGGAAACGCAUCUCUGAAUUUCUGUUGACAUCUCAUGAGUUAACCCACUUACUGUAAUUGACAGAAGUGCUCCUUUAAUCAAGAAUUUGGACGAAAAAGAGACCAAAAGGUACGAGAAUUCACCUGGAAUGAAUGCCCAAUUUGAGUGAGAAGCGUUUGAACAUUGAAUGUUUACUAUCUGGCUCAUGCCUACUGCCUUGCGGCAGGGUGCGCGAAGAGCGCUACUCAUAUUACGGCGGCAUUGUGCUACAUUCCAGGAGGGUUAGGUUUAGUGUUGGGGUUAAUGUUAGGACGCCGAAUUCGACGCAAGGCCACUUUUAAUACGGAGGUUCAUCCCGCCUUUCUUCACAUUCUGUCGAGUUUUGUCGAGUAAUUUGAGAACUCAUUAAGUAUGCUGUUGAAGCGGCAGGGAAGAGACAGCGAAAACACCAGCCUACGAGCAUUUCGACGACAGCAAUUCGGAGGAAAUAUUUUUAACUCAUCAAAGUGACCCAGAUUCUUGAUAGGAAUCAAAAUACUCAUAUAAAUGUAUUAUUAUCUUGAUAUGUGGAAAUUAUCAUGAAAUACGUCAGUUUACCCCCGAAGAAAUUGUCAAAAAACUAUGGGCAUUGAAUCAUAUUUUCAAAUAAUUCAUUCACAUUGAUCCAACUAUGCAAAACUCAGCGCCUCGAUGGAAUUCAAACCCACGCAGUAAGGGAAAGGCUUAAGUACAGCCAACGCUUAAACCACUUGAAAUACGAGGCCCCAACGGAUGACGCGAGUUCAAUUACAUUUGGGUCAAGUUACCCGCCCAACCUACUGCAAAGUUUGGAAUCCAUCAAAUCUGAUACAGUAAGUUGACUGCCCAAGCAGGAUUUCCUAAGUAAUUCACGUAGAAUCCACCAGAUGACUAUUAGGCUCACGUAAUUCAUAGAUAUUUGGCAGAUUUUGAAUAAUUCUAUGAAUUAUGUGAGCCUGGUAGUCAUCUGGUGGAUUCUACGUGAAGUACCUAGGAAAUCCUGCUUGGGCUGUCAGCUUACUGUAUCAGAUUUGGUGGAUUCCAGACGCUGCAGAAGGUUGGGCGGCUAACGUGACCCAACUGUGGUUAAACUCGUGUCAUCCGGUGGGCCUCGUACCUCAAGUGGUUAGAGCGUUGACUGUACUAAAGCCUUCCUCCUUACUGUGAGGGUUCGUAUUACACCAAGGCGCCGAGUUUUUCAUAGUUGGCUCAAUAUGAAUUAUUCAAAAUCUGCCACAAUAUCUAUGAAAUAAUUUAUUGGUAAAAAGACCAACGAUCUGGGCAGAAUUCGAGCCUGCGACCUUCCUACCUGAGUUAAGAAGGCCUGUCACACGGCCAUGCGAUUUUCACAUUUGAGCGGCCCCUCGUUUGUGUUAGAGCUGGUGCAGUCUAUUCGUGUCAGGGUUUUAGACGGCCACCUUAACCAACGUAAGCAAGUCUCAGGGCUUUGGAGCGGAGUCAUUUGGCUCAGGUGUCUAGAGCGCGGUUGUACUGAAGCCAUACCCCUACAAGCGCGGCUGUUACUCCGGCUCGGCCGCAGAGAGCUGCACGAUUAGGUUCGUGGAACCACUCAAAUCCGUCAAAAACACCUGUUAGAUUCCAUUCUACCCAGAUCUUUACUGGGGAAAGAAGUAAUUGUGAGCAUUGAAAAUUUUGGUUAUUGUUACUCUACUGAAACGGUAUUUGUUAAAGCUUUGGAAUUUGAAUUAGCAACGCCGGGAAAAACAGGGAGGUGGGGCAAGCAUAAAGUAAAACUAUGACAAAAUGUGAAAAAUCCAGGUCCUUGCUUGAAACGUAAAGGUUUAUAUUUGUACAGGAUGAAUUUAAAUAACUACAAACUAGUUAUAAGUAAUUAUGGGGAGCAGUUGUCUCAGUAAAUAGGGAAAACCUGCAGUAACUGUCUUAAUCCACGGCUUAGUAACUUAUGUUCUGAAAUGUGCUUUUAAUUUGACAAAAUGUAUUAGGAUUGGAUCGGAAUUUCGACUAUCAUGCAGUCUAGACCAAAGUUAUUACGGUGCGUUGGAAUUUGGACUUUCGAAUGAAGUCCUAUCCGGCCUUCUGCAGAAGUACCACUGGGUAAAAAUAGCUACUUAACUGCCAGGAAUUGUUCUCACUAUCUGCCGAUUUCCUUUUAAAUUCAAGCAUUUUUCAUAGAAGACGUGCACAUAAUAUUUCUCCCUGUAUCGAUUUGGCAGGUCACAUCUCCUUCAAAUUUUAUGCACAAAAACUAUUAUCUAUCGAUUUCAAAAAUUGUUUUCGAUCCCCAGGUCAUUUUAGUAAAAGUGUACCAGCUUAAUACUUUUUGUGUGACCAAAAUCAUACCUUUCUCUAUGGCAUUAAAGGAAUGUCCUAUAUAGCUGAUAAAAGUUUGCCGUGAGCAUGACGUUUGUCGGAUACUUCAUAGGGACAUAAAUACAGUACGUGGGCUAACUCAUGAAAUGGCAACCGAAAUUCCGAAUUGCUUUUUCGCUUCGGAAAGCUCAAUGAAGUAGGGUUGUAAAACUAGUCAGCCCUGAAUUCAAGUAUAACGGUUGAAGGGGUUCAACAUUAUUCGGGAAUUGAAAAAGUUUUUGAAAACCAAAUUAUACCCUUCCUUCGAGUAUAAGAUUGAGAGAAGACGUAAUUGUCUACCGAAUGAGCAAAAGAAUGUAUAUUUCUUGCAUGUUUUCCAUGAUAUAUAAUUGAAUAUUUAAGGUUCAUCGAAAAUCAAUGACAAAUAUUCAUGCUAUAUAUGUAGUCACUUUUUACAGAGUGCAGUUUUUACAUGCAGCCGGAAGGAAGUUCCUUCGAAAACCGGCAUCCUGUGGUAACUGAAAUAUUGUAGAACUAUGUUGCAGGCCAACUAGUUUUACAACCCUACUUCAUUAAGUUUUUCGAAACGAAAACGCAUUUCGGAAGUUUCGUUGACAUUUCAUGAGUUAGCCCACCUACUGUAAACGGAUCGGUAUGAUGCAUUUUAAAGGAAAAUUAAAUGCCGUGGCCUCUCCACAGUCUCAGUAGUAGUUUUACGGCAGUCUUGCCUAAACAUAAAGGUUGGCUUUCGCACACCGAUAUUUUACCGAGAACAACUGGAGAUUGGAGACCAACGAGACUGCCCUGUGAAGUGACGUCUUCUGUCUCCCUUUUCAACGAUUGGUUCCUGGAACUUCACUGAAUCCCAUACGCUGGUAUGACUAUCAGAUUGGGAUACGGCCAAUCAUUAUCUUAAACCAGCGGCUUGCUCACACUCGUCUUAUUUCUACGAAUAGUCAAAUCAACCGUCUGUCAAGACAUCAGCCCUGGUCUAGCAUGCAAAGUGAAAAUGUUCAAAUAGAAUUUUUAUGAUUAUUCUGAGCAAUUCAUAUUGACCCAACUGUGAAAAACUCGGCGCCUCGGUGGGAUUCGAACCCACGCGCAGCCAACGCUCUAACCACCUGAGCUACGAGCGUUGGCAGCGCUAAAGCCUUCCCCUUACUGCGUGGGUUCGAAUCCCACCGAGGUGCCGAGUUUUUCACAGUUGGGUCAAUAUGAAUUAUUCAAAAUCUGCCAAAAUGUAAAUGUAUUCUGAGUAAGCCAUAAGAGGCAAGGUGGGUGCCUUAACUUCCGUUGUCAAUUUUUGCCGAACACUCUAAUUUAAUAUGUCUCUCCGCGGUAGAGAUACUUGCAGACAUUACACGCAUUUUAGCAAUGCCACAGAACCUCCCAUUUGGCCUCGGAAUUCAAUCUUCUGUAUUCCCAUCCGACCAAAAAUCUUGUAUUCGAGGGGCGCUAAGUGAAUGCCACAUAACCCCGCCCCCCACCCGGCCUCGAAAUUCAAUCUUCUGUAUUCUCAUACGACCAAAAAUCCUGCAUUCGGGGGGGGGAGGGGGGGCUAGUGAACUUGAAGAUAUGGCAUGCGUAAUCCGCAUCAUUCUGUUUUAUCCCUCACCACAAUUACCCCACCUAAUUGAAGACCCUUUUUAUUUCUUUUCUGUACCCAGAGAGUGACUAGUUCGAGUUCAGCCUUCUACAUGAACCUCUCCUAUCUGGCUCUCUGUCCAGCCUUCUGGCUGGCCAUACCGCUGACCCUAGUCCUCGCUCUGCUGCCGGAUCUGCUCUGGAGACUGGGAUCGGAUAUUUGGUGGGCUCAGAAGAUCAGCCUGAGUUCUGAAAACGGCCAACACGGAGUUCUGAGCACCAGUCCUGGACCUGACUUCGCAGAGCUUUAA
Messenger RNA from Spirometra erinaceieuropaei, 28663 nucleotides. The record is from the annotation of a GenBank genome assembly. NCBI's taxonomy places the organism in Eukaryota, Metazoa, Platyhelminthes, Cestoda, Diphyllobothriidea, Diphyllobothriidae.